Messenger RNA from Cantharellus anzutake, 1847 nucleotides. RefSeq names its product major facilitator superfamily domain-containing protein. Gene Ontology annotation, cellular component: membrane. Gene Ontology annotation, biological process: transmembrane transport. Bases 64 to 1731 code for a protein of 555 amino acids. Gene Ontology annotation, molecular function: transmembrane transporter activity. The record is from RefSeq and is a predicted model, not a curated record. NCBI's taxonomy places the organism in Eukaryota, Fungi, Basidiomycota, Agaricomycetes, Cantharellales, Hydnaceae. The transcript has 10 exons.
UUCAAAUGGACUACCUCCCAAUUCCUGUCAGAAUCAAAACGCGAACUCUUCGUCGUCGGCAGGAUGUUUAUCAAUGACCCACUGGAACCAUGGCGUCAAUAUUCGAACAAGUUCAUUAUUACUGGAAUGGGACUUUUCGUAGAAGGAUUUACGCUCUUCUCCAUUGGAAACUUGACUCCAUUGUUUGCUGCAGUGUGGCCGAAGUGUUGGGGGUCAAAACCGACUCAAUGUACGAAGACAUGGGUUGAAGCUGUCAGUUACCUUGAAAUAAUCGGCAUCAUUAUCGGCCAAAUUCUGGUCGGGAUCGAAGGAGAUUGGAUCGGGCGUAAAUUUGGCCUCGUUCAGGAUGCAUUGAUCAUGUCACUCGGAACAAUCAUGCUUAUUUCCGUUUGGGGAACAUCACUGCAAGGAUGGGUAAUUGCCUAUGGGUGGUCGUUGUUUGUCUAUGGUAUCGGCGUAGGCGGUGAAUAUCCCAUGACCUCCACCAGCACCAUGGAAGGUUCUUCAUCUGCCACUAGCGGUGACAGACUCCACCGUGGUCGGAAUGUAGUUCUACCCUUCCUGAUGCAAGGGUGGGGUCAACUCUUCAACCAAACAAUUCUUAUCCUCCUACUCCUAAUGUUCCACUCACAAGCUGGCCCUCCAUACACUGAAACGAGCGCUCAAUAUAUAUAUAGAGUUAGCUUUGCAGCGAUAUUGCCCUUUACGCUGUAUUUGGCCUAUUGGAGGGCCUAUAAGGUUGGAUAUGGUGCGGCUAAUGGAGAAUUGAUGAGGAGCAGAAAGAGGACGGGGAGGACGGGAGGGUAUGAUAUCAUUUCACUCAAGUUGUGCAUAACGCAUUACUGGGGGAGGUUGUUUGCGACAGCUUUUGGAUGGUUUGCGAAUGACUUUGCGUUCUACGGCAAUAAAAUUUUUCAAUCGAAUUUUAUUGCCGUCAUCGUACCCCACACGCACAAUAUUAACAUCGGUUGGUUAUGGAAUUUGAUUAAUGUGGGAGUGGCAAUGUUUGGAUAUUACUUCGCUGCACUCCUGAUCGACUAUAAGCCAUUUGGCCGUAACAAAAUGCAAAUACUUGGAUUCCUUGGUGAUUUUAUUUGUUUCGUCAUUCCUGCAGCGAUGUAUAAUCAGCUCACGAAGCGUGGGUCCGGCAUUCACUGGUUCCAAUCCCUCUACUUCCUUAGCAGUUUCUUCCAGCAGUUCGGGCCAAACUGUACUACCUUCCUUGUCGCCGCCGAAGUCUACCCAGCCUCGAUCCGAUCUACGGCCCACGGGUUUUCGGCUGCGGCAGGUAAACUUGGCGCCCUGGCACCAACGAUCCUUUACAAUUACAUCGGAUCGCGCACUCGAUUCUGGGUCGUGUCGUGGUUUGGCCUGGCAGGGGCAAUUGUCACAUGGCUCUUCCUUCCAGACGUAACCGGCCUAGACCUUCGAGAGCAAGAGAGAUAUUGGGAAUACGUGCGAGCCGGGAGAGCGGACGAAUAUCAUGGUGUCGCGAUUCAUCCCAGACACUUGUCCGUUUGGGAAAGGGUCGUGUUGAAAAGACAUAGGAAUUAUGACCCGGAGAAGGAUAGGGAGAGUAAGAUCGCGGAAUUGAGGAAGCUGUUUGAGUUGAGGGAGGGUGAUAAAGCGAGGGAGGUUAGCGGAAAUCAUGAUGAUGAUGAUCUGCUGAGUGAUGAGGUCGCGGAGUACUUCAGGAGGGAGAAGGGGAUUGUGGGUGUGAAACGCGGUUGACCUACUUGUCGUGGGAUGUCAGACUCAAUCACUCCUGGGACGUGCCAAGAACGUGGGCACAAUGUGAAAUUACUGAGUUGUAUCAAUAUGAAUCGUUUUAAUCACAUGCUAUUUAC